AGUUUUUUCUCCCGUCAAUUUCUUGUCUGUUUAUUCCACCUUGUUGACUGCUGUUCGCAAAGUUUCCCAUGGAAGCAAUCAUGGAGAGAAAGAAGGGAAACGGUAAAAACAAACAAACUGCGUAUUCUUCUAAAGAGAAAUACUCGUCUGCAGCAGAAAGAACGUUUAAUUCAGAAACCGAAAUUCCUUCGAAGACUUCUACUGUUACAGACGGAAUAUCAGACUCAAAACUUACUGAUAAUAAUCGAUACUCUUCUUCUGAACAUAGGGCCAAACCUAGACUUCACUGCGGGUGCAGUGGGCAAAAUAUUGUUAUCAGUGAAACAAAAAUGCAUGGAGCAAUAUCCAAACCCUCAUGUCCUAAAUACUAUCCGCAUUUUACACAAGUUUCAGAGAUGAAUGCUUCAAAAUAUCCAACAUGCCAAACGAAUAAUACUGUAACUAAGCUUACAAACAAUUUUAACAUGCAUGAAAAAGCAAAACGUUUCCAUGAAGCUUUCAAAGAAUGGGAAAACGAACGUCAGUGCACAAUACAGAAGCUUAAAAAAUUAGUAAGUGAAGUGCACACUGAUCAACUUAAUUUAAAUACGACUAAAUGUAUUUUUAAAGAAAUAAAUUACCAUUCAAGGCAUGCAAGAGAAGUUCAGGUUUCUAAAGCUGUGGAUUUUCUGGCUUCUUUAACUACCAUUGUAAGUGAUGUACUUGAUGGUUUUACUUCUGUAGCCCAAGCUGCUAUUGUUGAUGAUCAACAAACUAAAUUUCAAGAAAUUAUGGAGCACGAUGCUGAAAUUUCAAGACUUUUUAUGAAGCAAGAGCACGUUGCAUUAAAGAAUAUGAGGGUAUUAUGGAAAUUAUACGUAAUGUUCGUCCAAAUACAUAUAGUAAUACAAUACAAAAAGUAUGAAAUAUUUUGGAUUUGGAUCAGUUUGUAAUGGAUACAAAACAAGCAGGAGGCAGCAUAGCUCCUAUUUCCGGAGCUGUUGAUAAUUUUAUUCAGAGGAAUGCAAAACGCGAAAUUGUAGGACAAGUAUAUGACUCUUUUCAGAGUUUCACUGAAGAUAAUCCUGCAACCGUAGACGUAUGCAAGUCAGCUGGUAAAGUAGUAAUUGAUAUUGUAGAUAUAUUAAAAAGAGAUAAUCAGAAUCAUGUAACUAAGCAGAUCAGUAAUAUUGUUAAUAGAAGACUUCGGACAAAAUGCAGAGAAGAAAUAGAGGAACUUAAACGAUUAACUGAAGAUGACAGAACACCCCAAAUAAGGUUGGAAACUGAAAUUCAUAAUAUCAUUAGAGAACUUGAGUCAGAAUUAGCAGAACUUAAAUUAAUGUCUUCUAACGUUUUAAAGAGCUCUUUAAAUGAUACCUUUACAAACUCUAAAUACUAUGAGUAAGACUAAUAAUGACCAUUGAAUAAGGAUUAAAAUACAUUGAUUACUGAAAUGCUUACAUAAAUACUUACGAUAUGACUGAACCUGAAAUCUAAAGAUUAAAUAUCUCUUCAGAUAAUAUUAUUUAUUGCUUAUACCGAAUUUUGGUAAAUACUUGCUGUUAAAAAUCUUAAUAUUACAAAAAAUUAUAUUUAUAUGUGUGUGGGUGUGCGGAGUGUUGGGUAUGAUAUUUAAAAUAUAUUUCCGCUCUCUUUUAAUAAUAUUACAUUUGCAUCCGUAAUUACGAUAAGUUUAUUAUAUUUUUCCUUAAUUUAUGAUUGUGCAUGCACUAUUUUAAUUGUUGAGUAAUGAUAUUUAUGGGAUUCUAUAAAUAAAUAUGUUUUGAACAUGUGA
Messenger RNA from Stegodyphus dumicola, 1777 nucleotides. RefSeq lists its product as uncharacterized. NCBI's taxonomy places the organism in Eukaryota, Metazoa, Arthropoda, Arachnida, Araneae, Eresidae. The record is from RefSeq and is a predicted model, not a curated record.